Williopsis jadinii is the source of this 1155-nucleotide messenger RNA. RefSeq names its product Ssu1p (gene SSU1). Bases 1 to 1155 code for a protein of 384 amino acids. Gene Ontology annotation, cellular component: plasma membrane. Gene Ontology annotation, molecular function: sulfite transmembrane transporter activity. Gene Ontology annotation, biological process: sulfite transmembrane transport; transmembrane transport. NCBI's taxonomy places the organism in Eukaryota, Fungi, Ascomycota, Saccharomycetes, Phaffomycetales, Wickerhamomycetaceae. The record is from RefSeq and is a predicted model, not a curated record. The transcript has a single exon.
AUGACAUCUGAUGAGAAUGAUAGUUGUAGCGAAACCGUGAUUCUGUCACUUGAAGAAGAGAAAGGACAACAACAGAGAAAAACCAUCUUUGAUGCAUGUCGAGAGCCAUUUAGAGCACCUUGGUUUAUCACCAUUAUGGGCACUGGUAUGGCCUCAACAAUCCUACUCAACUUUGCAUACCCGUCACACUGGCUCAAGAUCUGUGGACAUGUGAUGUUUGGGUUCUGUUCGCUAUGCCUUUUGAUGACAAUGCUGCAUUUUGUCAACACGCUUAUCAGAUACCCCGAUAUGAGAUCUGAGUUUACAUUCCAUCCAUCAAAUGCUCCAUUCAUGGGAUGCCUCGCAAUGGGGUUCUCCUCCUGGGUCAUCGCACUCCAUAGCAUCUGUGACGGCAGAGCACCAAUAUUCUUCUACGUCCUGUGGUGGAUCUCAAACAUUGCUUCCCUAUAUACAGCAUGGGUAAUACCCUUCUUCUUCAUGCAGAGGUCCACUGUGAAGAUAAGCGAACUGUCAGUCACUCUGCUCCUACCCUUGGUUUCUCUCACCGUGACAGCCUCUUGUGGCGGGAACAUCGUCCCUAGCUUACCAGAGAGCUUGAAACUCUCCACCACAAUUCUAUGUUUUCUACUAUGGGCAAAUGCAAUGACUGUGAGCUUUAUCUUUCUCACAAUCUAUACGUAUAGGCUCUUGUUUUACAGAUUCCCUGCAAAGGGUGCCAUCUUCACGUCUUUUAUUCCAAUUGGAUUUCUGGGACAAGGUGCGUUUGCAGUUCAACUGUGUGGUGUUAACUUUUACAAUUACACGCUGGAAACUCAGGUUGACGAUGCUCAAGUUGCACAGCUAUUACACUGGGUUUGUGUACUAGCAGCUCUCUUCCUGGAAUCUGCUGGUUUCUUCUUGACAUUCUUCGCAUUUGCAUCUGUUUUGUCGUAUGGCAAACAUAAGUUCCACUAUGGCUUCUGGGCAAUGACGUUCCCUCUGGGAACAAUGCACCAUGCCACGAGAGUCACUGGCGAACUAACGGGAUGGACAACGUUCAGCGUAAUCGCAAGUAUAUACGGUGCCAUGUCCGUUCUGUGGACAAUCCUUUGUUUGUGUGGCUCCACAUAUGACGUUUAUACCUGGUUCUUCCCACCAAACAGUGAAAGGAAUUGA